Messenger RNA from Sclerotinia trifoliorum, 1359 nucleotides. NCBI's taxonomy places the organism in Eukaryota, Fungi, Ascomycota, Leotiomycetes, Helotiales, Sclerotiniaceae. The record is from the annotation of a GenBank genome assembly.
GUACGACAGUGUGAGCUUGCCCGACGGUCUAGAAAGUUCGGGCUCGUUCUCAACAUUUGUGAGGCCAUGCACAGAGAGAUGCACACACACAUUCAAUAUGAAUGAGUUGCGUUCGAAUCAACGCAGAGUUGAAUAAAGGAUUAUGAUCUCUCACUUAAAAUAGAGGUUCAAAGACAGCCAAUCAAUGGAUACGUUGUGAUUCGGACAAUACACUCCGAACUGUUCUUUGUGCAUGAUGCCAUGUAAUUAUUUCCACCAUUCAUUCUAACUUUAAGGUUACUUCUUACCGUAUUCUUUCAAAACUCAAACCCUAAGGGAAUUGCUCUGCUCAUCAUACAAAAUGUCCCCUACACUUUACCUCGUUCGCCACGCUGAGGCUGAGCACAAUAUUAAAGUAAGGUUACAUCCGCCUCACUAUUGGUGUUGUGUAUUAACACCUAGAACAGCGUCAAUUCCAUAUUCCAGACCCAGUCUUGACCCCUAGAGGACGCACACAAUGUCAAAAUCUCCGCAAAACAUUUCCCUUCAUAAUAAAAUCGACCUGAUCCUUUCCUCUCCUCAUCGUCGUACCAUCCAAACCACCCUCUUUGCAUUUAGUGAAAUACUUGCUCGACCAGAAGUUCCUUGUCUUCUUGUGCCUAAUGCCCAGGAAGUUAGCUCCAAGCCUUGCGAUAAAGGAUUUCCGUUGGAUGUCUUGAGAGAUAUCGCAAUCCCGAAAUUAUUCAAAGAUGAGGGAUUGAGCUUUGGUGUGGAGAAAAUUAGCUUUGAAUUGAUAAAGGAGGGGUGGAAUUCGAAGGUUUGUGUAUAAUUUUUGCAAAUUCUUUGAGACACCCUCGGAGACAGCAAUAUCUCUUGCGGCAUUUAAAGCUAAAUAUUUUCAGAAAGGCCUCUAUGCACCUAACCAUGAAGCCGUCCAAGCACGAGCUGCUACCCUUCGUGCAUGUCUCUACCAGCUUGAAGCACAACAUGUCGUAUUAGUGACACAUGGAGCAUUCUUUUAUUAUUUGACUAAGGAUGGUGCAGUUGAGAACUUGAAGAACGGUAUUCUUCCUAGAUAUCGCAUUCCCACUUCGCGAGUUUUCUAACAACAGACAGGUGCUGCUUACAACAACUGCGAAUUCCGGACGUUCACAUUCACGAAAGAAUCGACGGUGGAAAAUGCUCAUGUUGUUGAAAUUGGAAAAGAGAAGCAUGAUGUUGAGACUGACAGUACUAUCCUUGUGGAACUAGACGCUGUUAGAUAAUUUUUGAGUAUUCAUUAGCUUUUUCACAAGGCACGUUUCCCUUUGCUUGGUAGGCGGUCAUACUAUCCAGAACUCAUGUGACGAUUUUGCGGGAAUGAUAAAGCCGAUACUGCAA